AUGUAUUUGGACGACGUCAACGGUACUGCUCAAACCGAAGGUAACUACAGUUGUUACGACGGCGGAGGCUGCGGAAACAACACUGCUGUAGCGCCGUUAGGUGCCGUACUGGACUCUAUCACCGUGGCCAUGCUCAGCCAGACUUGUUUGCAUUCGGUGUUCAACCAUCCCUAUUUUCAUUUUUCACAUGCCAUCAUGUUUAUUUGCUACAUGCUACCAUUUGGAUCUCCUUGUCAGUUGAUUCUCCUCAUUCGCAUUGGCCUGGCUGGUGCCACUACCAUUAUGGCGUUAUGGGCUAGGAAUGUCCAGUGCUGGGUUGACAGCCUCUUGUGGAAUGCUGCUUCUGCUGCUGUCAAUGUCGUACACAUUCUAGUGUUAUUCUAUCAACUGAGGCCGAUCAAAUUUAAUGAUGAAUUAGAACUAGUGUACGAAACGCUUUUCUACCCUUUAAAAGUUAGCCGUAAACAAUUUAGUAAAAUAGUUUCCUGCAUGAAAAUGAUACGGCCUCUAAAAACUCUCGAGAUAUUUGCUGAAGAAAAAGUAACGAGGGUCGACAGCUUAUCGUUGGUGCUUUCAGGAAAAUUAGUAAUAUCACAGAACGGUAAUGCUCUGCAUAUUGUCUUCCCAUAUCAAUUCCUAGAUUCUCCAGAGUGGUUUGGUGUAUCUACUGAUGAAUUCUUCCAAGUAUCAGUCACAGCUGUAGAAGAUUCCAGGGUAUUAUUAUGGCAUAGAGACAAAUUAAGAUUGUCAAUAAUUACAGAUAAAUUUUUAUACACUAUUUUUGAUCACAUUCUUGGUCGAGAUGUUGUAAAAAAACUUAUGCAGGUAAGUGAAACUAUGUCUAAUGGCCAUUUACCUAAUCAGUGGUAUGAUGGAGAAGAAGCUGAAAUGGCAAAUAAUGUGAAUGAUGAGAAACAAACAGUUCUUUAUUUAAAGCGUAACGGUGACGGACAAGCAGGCAUUGAGACUAUAUUGAAACGAGAGUUACAAGGCGACCCAAAUGGCUGGAAAUUGAGUAGGAUUGAAGAAGUCGACCACGAGACUCCAGUGUAA
Messenger RNA from Macrosiphum euphorbiae (potato aphid), 1053 nucleotides. The record is from the annotation of a GenBank genome assembly. Lineage: Eukaryota; Metazoa; Arthropoda; Insecta; Hemiptera; Aphididae.